Anoplopoma fimbria (sablefish) is the source of this 4811-nucleotide messenger RNA. RefSeq lists its product as uncharacterized. The record is from RefSeq and is a predicted model, not a curated record. The transcript has 7 exons. Bases 1 to 1968 code for a protein of 655 amino acids. NCBI's taxonomy places the organism in Eukaryota, Metazoa, Chordata, Actinopteri, Perciformes, Anoplopomatidae.
AUGGAGGUGUCUCCGUUCAGCGUCACACCAGAGAGGUACUGGACGGAGGAGAAAGAGAGGGCGCUCAUAGCGUUCUUUUCCAAGCACGGCUGCCUGUGGAACCACAAGUCCGAGAGUUACAAGAACCGACAGCUGCGAUGGAAAACCCUGGAACGCCUGAGGAUCCUUCUGUCAGCUCACCCUCCACCUGUUCCUCUCACAGUGGAAGACAUUAAGAACAAGUUCAAGAACCUCCGCACCACCUUCCAGCGCCAGUACAAAAUGGUCAAGGCGAGCGAGGCGUGCCAGUCCGACGGCUUGUUUGUGCCGCAGUGGAAGCACUACGAGCAGCUGAUGUUCCUGCGGUGCUGCUGGGACCAGGACGGCGGCCCUGACGAACUGCCGCCCUCGCCCUCACCACAAGAGGAGAGCCGGCCCGUCGUCUCUUCCCCGGGGCUGAUUGUCCCCCUCCUCCCCGCCCUGUCCACCUCCACCCCCUCCUCCUGCAUCCCCUCCAACACGCCGGUGAAAUGUUACUGGACUGAAGAGAGGGAGCGCGUGCUGAUAGCUUUCUACUCAGAGCAUGACUGCCUCUGGAAAAAGAAGUCCGAAAACCACAACAACCGUCAGCUCAGACUGAGGCUGCUGGAGGCUCUAAGGAGCCAGCUGACCGACCACUCGGUGUCUUUCUCGGUUGAAGACAUGAAGUGCAAGUUCAAGAACCUCCGGACAGUUUUUUACCGUGAAUACAAGGCGGUGCAGGCCAGCAGGGUGUCUGACAAACUCCACGUGUCCAAAUGGAAACACUAUCAGCAGCUGCUCUUCCUCUGCGAGUCCUGCGACGAAGACGAAAGCCCUGACAACGUGCAGAUACUGACGCCCCGUGAAGACUGGGACCUGGAGCACGGGAACCAAACGCCCUCUUCAACCCUGAGCGGCUUCUCCUCCAGCUCCGCCCAAAUCAACUACAGCAAUCCCUCUGCCCCCUCCAGCAACGCCAAAGCCGACACUGGCGCUGUGUACCAAGUCUUCCUCCCUGCUUCUCAAGACGACCUCACACUAGCGAGCCAAACAGCUGCCGUCACAUUCGGCGCCUGUCCUUCCUCUCUGCCGCUGGACACCAAACCUUGUACAAACCCCUCCCCUCUAAAUUUUUCCAGUCCGGUUCAGGCCGACAGCAGACUGAGCGCCGACUCCCGCUGCCACUGGAACGAGGCCAAAGUACAGCAGCUCAUAUCGUUUUACUCGGAGCACAGCUGUCUGUGGAACCACAAGUCCGAGAGCUACAGGAACAGGCUUUUGAGACAGAGCCUGUUGGAGACGCUGAGCAGCCUCCUGUCCGACAAUGAGUCGGCCCCAUUCACAGUGGAAGACGUAAAGACAAAGUUCAGGAACCUGCGAACCAUCUUCCAGCGUGAGCACAAGGCGGUGAGCUCCAACAAAAUCUGCGGUUCAGAGGACUUUUACCUCCCAAAGUGGAAACACUACCGCGAGCUGAUGUUCCUCUGCGACUCCUGCGACGAGGACGAGCAGCCUGACGACCUCCACUUCCGCGGACCGCAGGAGCCCCGCCUCCUCCACCUGGACGGCCAAUCCCUCAACAGCUGUUACCAUGGCGCCAACCAUACUGCCGCCAACCACACAGCCGCCCAACUGAACGUGGCAUCAUCGCGGAGGCUGGAAACCCCUCCCUCGCCCACUCCCCCAGACUCCCAGCACUCCUCCCCUUCCUCCUCCCCCUCCACACAGUCCUCCCGCACAGACAGCAGAGUGUCGGGAGGACGGAAGCGAGCCUGCCGCCGCCUCCCACAGUCCUCCGGCGAGGUGCUGGACAUCAUGAGGACGUUCUGUCAAAGCCAGGCGGCGUCUCAGCACACAGGCUUCCUGAAGUACGUGGAGGAGUGUCUGAAUGAGACGCCACCGGACAAAGUGAAGAAGCUGAAGAAGAAGAUCAUUGAGACGAUCCACAGCAUGUCAGAGGAGACUUAGGCCGUUUCUCAAUAAGUGAACUUCUCUGUACUUGUGUCCUCCUGAACUUGUGAAACGUCAUCUAGCGCGGCCCAAGUACUGUUCCAAUACACAAGUUCGCAUUCAGCCAAGUACGGUCCAAAUACCCGGAAGUGUACUUGCUCCGCCCAUUAUAUCGGGGAUGACUUGUGUGGACUUUGGACAACCAAGUAUCCCAGAAUGCAUUUCACCAGCAAACAAGAGACGACAAUAGCGGAGACGACUCACAACUGUCAUCAUAUCAUUGUCUAAAUACUGCUGUUGUUGUGUAACGGAAUUUAGUUUUAAGAUUUUUUUAAGCGAGAAUGUAGUUGUUAAGACUUAAAAUAUGCGGUCAAUUUAUCAAGAUAGAGCCUGUUUGAAAACAGCGCCGACGUUUGUCGGAGAUAUGAGAGGACCAGAGAGGAGACCGGGCGGUGAUGCUCAUGCAUCCCGCUGACAGCAGCCUUAUCUCGGCAAGGCCUCUCCAGAUGUGCCGCUGGCUCCGGUGUCUCUGUGGUUGCAGAUGUAACACAAAAUAUAUACAUAUUAAUAUUUUAAUAUUUUCUAAAUGAAAACGAAAAAAGGCAGGGUUGUGUUUUAUAUCAUAUUUCGUUUUAUUGUCAAUAUAUAUGACUGAAGAUAACCGGAGUAGGCGGGACCGACGAGCUGAGUUGGUGACGUUGUGACGUUGGUGACGUCAUCAAGUUCGCUGCUGUUCCAAUUGCAAAAUGACCGUACUGCGUCCUCCCAUCCUCGGGAGUUUGUACUCCCGAGUCGAACUAUCCAAGUCUGAACUUGCAAGUUUGCAAGUCCACACUUGACCAUACUUGGUAUUGAGAAACGGCCUUAGUGUUUCACGUCUGUCACGCUGGGGUUUAGUUUUUUCUUACUCCUUAAGCUUCCUGAAGAGAACAUUAUAAGAAAGCCCUCUACACAACAUUCCCUGGCAGAGCUGCUUCAGCGGGCUUGAGCUGUGAUUUUCGUGUAAAGAGAGCAAAGACACCAAACCUACCGAACCACGCCAGCGUUAGGGGCCAAUCACACCAAGACGCGACGCUAGAGGCCACUGCCGCUUUAAAAGCACCUUGGCAUAGCAGGUCAGGGAGGGGGAAUGUGUGCGCAACAGAUCAUAUUUGAUUAAUGGAAAAUAGAUACAUAGCUACAUGAAACUAUCAAGAAACGACAUAUGAAUUCCCCCGUCCUUCUGACAUACUCUGUAGCUCUUUCACAGCCCAACAGCUAACUAGCUAGCUAGGAGGCUCUACCAUGUAUACCGGCAUCAAAACAGGAAGUCAGUGGUAAAAUAGUAAAAUUGGCCUCUUGCUCCAUUUGAUAAGCUGCCUAGGCCAAGUGCGACAUCGCUGAGCGGUGCAACUGCCUUGAGUUGAGUCAAAAGUUGACAAAACUUUAACUAAAACUGCGCCACUAAAAACUGCUAGCAAAGCACAAGAGAGGAGCACUUGAGAGGAGCCAUCAGGCACAGUAGGAACGAAUAAGAAUGUUUUGCGGGAGAAGCGUCUCAUUGUGAUGAGGGCCUGAAGUGACAGUUCACACAAUAACCAAAAAAUUGUUGUUUUUCUUCUUACCUGUAGUGGUAAAAAAAAAAAAUGUGAGUUGUGGCCCUUAGCUAACUGAUACUGCUAGCUCACCUAUCAUCACUGAGCUAGCUAACAUCGGAGCUCAGUCAAGCAGGACGCCAUUAGCGCCUUUUGAAGAGUUAGCAUGCUAUGUCAUACACUAACUUGCCAAAGGUAACACUUAAGAUAGCAUCUCAGUUAUAUUAGAGCAUCCUGUUAUAAACCACAAUGCUUGACUAGUGCACAUUUUUAUUUGUUGGUGGAACUAUAAGAAAGAUCGGGAUCACUAAAGCCAUGGCUGCACCCAGAGUCUCCUAAAUUACACCCACGUUUCCCUCACUUGCGUCUUUUUCCUUGCGACUCUCUAUUCAUACUCAGUCGGAGGGAGGUAAGGAAACAACACAGGUGAAGAAAUGUGGGAUGCACCCCAUGUCAUUCUGGACCGUGUUGGUAUUAGAUAAAACCACUAAAGAUGGACAUGUAUUUUUAAAGCACUACAGUAUUUAAAAAUGUGUUUUCUUCAUCCAGAGAAAGAAAAUGAAUCGCAAGAGACCAGUAGAACAUAGAGGAAACAUUCAGCUUAAUUUCCUCUACUCAAAGUAAAAAAAAUGUACCACUGUUUGUUUGAAAUAAGUGUUUAUAUAUCUGGAGGACAGAUGUUUUAAUAUUUAGUGCUGAACUUACAGUAAAAUGUAAAGAAUUCAGUGAUUAAAGAAUGGGGCGUUUUUGUUUUCUGAAGUGGUAAAAUUCAGAAAAUAAGGUGGAACCAACGUCCGAGCUGUAAUGUGCCCCUUUUAUUUAUUUAUCAAUUAUGAGGGGAGAUCUACGUUGUCAGUCUAAAAUGUUCUAUUCACCUUUUCUUUGUCUUUAACUUGUUGAGGUUUUAUUACUAUUAUCUCAUUAUCAGCUGCUGCACAGCUGUGAGAAAUAUUGAAAGGGUAAAGGCCAUCAAGUAGUUGUCUUUAAAAAAAAAUAUAUGAUGUAAAUACUUUCAAUGUAAAAAACAUUUUUUUCUAUCAAUUAAAAUCUUUGAAGCAAUAAUAGUUAUAUUUUUAGCACCAACUGUGAUUGACAGUGUUUUUUUAACCCUGUUAUUUUGCACAUUCAUAUGAGAAUGAUUUAUUUUGUUUGGUUGCACAUCUUUGUCCAAAUUUGACUCAGUGCCUUAUCAGAAUCACAGAACAUGUAUGUAUGCAUGUGCAGAAAUGUGUCCCCUCGACUUUGGACUUUAUAGGUAUAUUUUAUUAAAUGUGUAAUAUAUACGAA